AUGACCGAGGCGGCGCUGGUGGAGGGCCAGGUCAAGCUGCGGGACGGCAAGAAGUGGAAGACCAGGUGGCUGGUGCUGCGCAAGCCGUCGCCCGUGGCAGACUGCCUGCUGAUGCUGGCCUACAAGGACCGGUCGGAGCGAGCCAGGGGCCUCCCGGAGCGCAGCAGCCUGACGCUGGAGCACAUCUGCGGCCUGGAGCCCGGCCUGCCCUACGAGGGCCUGGCCCACACGCUGGCCAUCGUCUGCCUGUCGCAGGCCGUCAUGCUGGGCUUCGACAGCCGGGAGGCCAUGUGCGCCUGGGACGCCCGGAUCCGCUACGCACUCGGCGAGGUGCACAGGUUCCACGUGACGGUGGCCCCGGGCACCAAGCUGGAGAGCGGCCCCGCCACCCUCCACCUCUGCAACGACGUCCUGGUGGUGGCCAGGGGCGUGCCCCCCGCCGCCUCCGGCCAGUGGAAGCUGUCGGACCUCCGGCGCUACGGGGCCGUGCCGAACGGGUUCAUCUUCGAAGGCGGGACCAGGUGUGGAUACUGGGCCGGGGUCUUCUUCCUGUCUUCAGCCGAGGGCGAGCAAAUCAGCUUCCUGUUCGACUGCAUCGUCCGAGGCCUCUCCCCGACCAAGGGCCCCUUUGGGCUGCGGCCGGUUCUCCCAGACCCCAGCCCUGGGGGACCUGCCACCACGGAGGAGCGAGCGGCCCAAGAGGCCCUGGAGGCCCUGCAGCUGGAGAAGCGGCUCAGCGUCCUGUCCCACUGCGGCCGGCUGGGCAGCGGAGGGGAUGACCGCAGCCUGUCCAGCUCGUCGUCCGAAGCCAGCCACUCAGAGGUCAGCGCCAGCAGCCGGCUGACGGCGUGGCCAGAGCAGUCAUCCUCUGCCGGCACGUCGCAGGAGGGGCCGGGGCUGGCGGCCCAGGCCCCCGGGGAGGCCCCGCUGGGCGCCUCGAGGCCGCCCCCCAAGCCGCUGAGGCCGCGGCAGCUGCAGGAGGUGGGCCGGCAGAGCUCCUCGGACAGCGGCAUCGCCACGGGCAGCCACUCCUCCUACUCGGGCAGCUUCUCGUCCUGCGCAGGGAGCAGCCUGGACGUGUGGCGCGCCGGCGACGAGUUCGGUUCGCUGCUCAGCCUGCCGCCGGCGGCCGGGGGGCCCGAGCCCAGCCUGUGCGCCUGCCCGCCAGGGACAGCGGAGUACCAAGUGCCCAGCGCCCUGCGGCCCCACUACGACACGCCCCGCAGCCUGCGCCAGGCCCCCAGGGACCAGACCCCGGCGGCGCAGGGGGGCCCUGAUGACAAGGCCGCUGGGGACCCGGGCGGCCACAUGCCCACGGGGUGUCCCUCCGGCUGGCUGGGCGCGAGACGCCGGGGACAGGAGACGGAGGCCCCGGGCAGCGAGAUGGCACUGCCCAGCCCGGCCCCCCGCGAGCCCUGGGAAGCAGGCGGCACCCACGCGGGGCCCCCUACCGCCUUCUUUUCUGCGUGUCCCGUCUGUGGAGGCCUCAAGGGAGCGGCUGCCUGGCCCCCUGGGCCCCCGACGCACUCAGGUAGGCUCGCGCCUGCGCCCACAGGAGCCCCGCGGCCCGAGAGGCAGAGCAGGACGCCCACCCACCUGAGUGUCCCCACCAGCGCCCCCCUCCAGCAGCUGCACUACCUCGGCCUGGAGCUCCCCGAGGCCGGCGCGCGUGUCCGAGGGGCCGGCACCUCCUGCUACGCACACAUCGACCCGGAGGCCACGGCGGCAGCCCACAGGGCGGGGGCCCGGCACGCACAGGCCCGCGAGGAGCGGCUGGCCGAGCUGCAGCCCCGGAGGAAGGGGGCCCCUCGCUGA
Molossus molossus (Pallas's mastiff bat) is the source of this 1815-nucleotide messenger RNA. RefSeq names its product docking protein 7 (gene DOK7). Gene Ontology annotation, molecular function: protein kinase binding. The record is from RefSeq and is a predicted model, not a curated record. The transcript is spliced from 10 exons. Gene Ontology annotation, biological process: positive regulation of protein tyrosine kinase activity; neuromuscular junction development. NCBI's taxonomy places the organism in Eukaryota, Metazoa, Chordata, Mammalia, Chiroptera, Molossidae. Bases 1 to 1815 code for a protein of 604 amino acids.